Molecule: messenger RNA, 1101 nt
Organism: Dichotomopilus funicola
Lineage: Eukaryota; Fungi; Ascomycota; Sordariomycetes; Sordariales; Chaetomiaceae
Exons: 2
Coding region: 1-1101 (366 amino acids)
Source: RefSeq, a predicted model, not a curated record
AUGUCGUGGCCGGGCGCAGACGACGCGCCCGGACAAGGAUUCGGCACGGGCGAUGGGUACCGGGCGGACCGGCCCACGGACGUCCGGAACAUGGGCACGUUUAGGGGGAAUCGUCUUGUUCGCAUGACGCCAGCACAGGCCGAGGAAGGACUCAAGCUGCUCAGCGUGCCCUUUGACAGGCUGCCACAGAUGCCGCUCGUGUCCCGGCCGUUUGGCUUCAGCCAGAUGUGGCAAAAGGGGAUGGUCGCAUCCACCCUAGUCCAGACCUCGUCUUACAUGAACCGCGUGCUGACGCCGGCUGAGGCGGACGCGCUUGCGCUGUACCGCAGCCAGAGACUGGUCCUGGGCGCCUACACCCUACCCCUCACGUUCACCGCGGCGGCCUACUUUACCUACAACAAACGCCGCGAAUACCGCUUCCCCUUCUUCUCAGCGACUACACUGAACCCGGAUGUCUUCCCGGCCCAGCGGUUGCCGAUCGUGCGCGGCGUGCAGGCGCAAUUACUGUGGCAUGCCCUACGGUUCACGGCCUACACGCUGACCUCGUACUUCGUUAUCCAACCGAUCAUGGCCUCAGUAGCCACGUCGUCAUACUUGGUCAAGGUGCUGAAUGACCCAAAACUCGAAGCUGUGAGAGAGUCCCUCACGCGCGCUGAAAAGGAGUCCCAUAAGCUGCCUUCCGAGGAGGAGGGCGUCUCGCCCGCCGUGAAUGAUCCCAUUUGGCCGCCACCGUCAUCAGAUGAACAACAACAACAACAACCACCGGAACCGGCAGCCCAAGUACCGCCGGCCGACGACCUCGGUAGCGACAAUUCGUCCAUAUUUGAUGACGCUUCGCCUGUGGCCCCAUCACACCAGAAGACGGCGCCGACGGCAUCACGCUCCCCAACGACCACUACUGGCUCGGCCUGGGACAGAAUUCGACAGCAAUCGGGGGUUAAGGGUAGCCAGGAGGACCCUUCUGGCGGGCAGCAGACUGCUGAUCAGUACACAUAUCGGAACCCAGACCAGGGCAAGACGACGUCACAAGAGCAGGCGCAGAAAGAGUUUGACGCCAUGCUGGAGAGGGAACGGCGCGGGCAGGGUGAUUCCGCACGGUAG